Molecule: messenger RNA, 936 nt
Organism: Lodderomyces pseudojiufengensis
Lineage: Eukaryota; Fungi; Ascomycota; Pichiomycetes; Serinales; Debaryomycetaceae
Product: 3-methyl-2-oxobutanoate hydroxymethyltransferase
Exons: 1
Coding region: 1-936 (311 amino acids)
Biological process (GO): pantothenate biosynthetic process
Cellular component (GO): mitochondrion
Molecular function (GO): 3-methyl-2-oxobutanoate hydroxymethyltransferase activity; magnesium ion binding
Source: RefSeq, a predicted model, not a curated record
AUGAUUAGACCAAUAAGACUAUCUAUACGUCUGUUUUCAAUUACAACAAAAUUAAAAUCUUCAUAUACUCAUGUUCCAAGAAAAACAAUUUCAGAUAUUCAUGAAUUAUAUAAAUCAAAUAUUCCUAUAACAAUUUCAACAUCUCAUGAUUAUAUUACAUCAAAAAUGGUUGAUGAUGCAGACAUUGAUAUAAACUUAGUUGGAGAUUCAUUAGCAAAUACAACAUUAGGAUAUCAAGAUACAAAUGAAUUAACAAUUGAUGAAAUGUUAUAUCAUGUAAAAUCUGUUCAAAGAGGUAAUUCUAAAUCUUUAAUAGUUGCAGAUUUACCAUUUGGAUCAUUUGAAAAAUCUCAAAAACAAGCUAUAGAAUCAGCUAUAAAAUUAAUUCAAUUGGGUAAAAUUCAAGCUGUUAAAUUGGAAGGAGCUAAUGAAGAUACUUUAAAAACCAUAAAAAAAUUAGUAUCAAUUGGUGUACCAGUAAUGGGUCAUUCAGGUUUAACACCUCAAAAACAUAAUACAAUGGGUGGAUAUAAAAUUCAAGGAAAAGAUAGUGAAAAUGCUUUACAAAUUUAUAAAGAUUGUUUAAAUUUACAAAAAUCAGGAGUAUUUGCAAUAGUAUUAGAAUGUAUACCAAAUAAAAUUUCAAAAUUUAUAACUGAAAAAUUAAAUAUUCCUACAAUUGGAAUUGGUGCUGGUCCAUAUUGUUCUGGUCAAGUAUUAGUUAUACUGGAUUUAUUAGGUAUGAAAAAUCCAGAAGAAAAUCAUAUUGCAAAAUUUGUAAAACCGUAUGCUAAUUUUUAUAAUUUAGGUAUUGAAGGUUUAAAAAAUUAUAAAAAUGAUGUAAUCACCAAAAAAUUUCCAUUAGCUGAUGAACAUGGAUAUAAGAUUAAAAAAGAAGUAUAUGAACAAUUUAAAAAGGAAGCAGAGAGUAUAUAA